CUGGCGGAGCCAGAGGACGCCCUUCAGAUCCUGUUCUGCGUGGUUAUGACGCUCCCGCUCGCUCAAAUGUCGUGGCCUGACUUCCUGUUUGCGCGAUGCCCACUAUAGAUGCCAUCCGAGAAGCAGGACGUCGACCGAGGACUCCGGCCUGCUUCGUCCAUGCAGGAGCACUCAUAUGGAUAGAGUCCGCCGAGCGAUACGAGUCUGCUCGAAAGAAUUUACAUUCGACCCAAGGCCUCUCAGUCCUGACAAUUUCGGAAGAAUUGCGUUUCACACCUACCCUGUGCGACUGGAAAUUCUCACCGCAGAUGUGAUGGCCAUCCUCACAUCGAAGACUAGGUAAAGCUUUACCUCCUCCUCCAUGCUUCUGGCCUCGGCAACUCAAAAGCCCCUGUCCGGAACUGUUCCGACCAGGGCUUGUAUCCUCCUG
Messenger RNA from Zymoseptoria tritici IPO323, 430 nucleotides. RefSeq lists its product as uncharacterized. The transcript has a single exon. The record is from RefSeq and is a predicted model, not a curated record. NCBI's taxonomy places the organism in Eukaryota, Fungi, Ascomycota, Dothideomycetes, Mycosphaerellales, Mycosphaerellaceae. Bases 96 to 314 code for a protein of 72 amino acids.